Molecule: messenger RNA, 4205 nt
Organism: Culicoides brevitarsis
Lineage: Eukaryota; Metazoa; Arthropoda; Insecta; Diptera; Ceratopogonidae
Exons: 13
Coding region: 1-4173 (1390 amino acids)
Biological process (GO): G protein-coupled receptor signaling pathway
Cellular component (GO): membrane
Molecular function (GO): G protein-coupled receptor activity
Source: RefSeq, a predicted model, not a curated record
AUGAACUGGGGAUUUGGAGUAUCUAAAAAAAAUAUGCCCAAUAAUUUAUACUAUGUUUUUGUGGCCGUUUACUUGAUGUUGGUAAUUCAUGAACAGUUUAACACAUUCGGAGUGAAAUGUCAACAAACAGAUAUCCUGUUUAUUCGACAUGGGCGUUCUCGUGUUCGCCAUACAACUGAAAAAGAUCAUUUGCGUUGGGGCUUAAAAGCUCUUGAUAAUCUUACCUUAGCAUACGAUGAUAUGAUAGAUAUUGAAGGAAACAGUAAUGAAACACAAACAGAUACUUUUAAUUUUUUUGAUAUAAAUGGGACAACAACAGGAUUUUCAUUACUUAUUAACAAUAGUUCUAGUCAUAAUAAUAUAUCAUAUAAUGGCAGUGCAGCGAGUUUUCAAAUGAGCCAAUUAAGAGAACGUGAUUACUUUGAUUUGCAACAAUCGAUAGUACCUAUGAACGCAUUUUCAAAGAAUACUAGUUCGAGAAAAAAUAAUAUAGGAGUUGCAGAAACAAUAGCAACAAAAGUAUCGAAAAAGGUGGUGAAUAAUAAUAGGUACAUCGAGAAAAAAAUUGCAAAAAAGCGGAUUAUGGAAAAUAUUAAAAAAGACGUUGAUAAAGGUCUUGAAUACUUAAAAUCACAUAGAGAUAUCAUAGAUGCCACAGUGAGUUUGAUCGACAUAAAAAUUAAACGAAGCGAGUCAAUUUUAAAACUAAAAAAAGAGGAAAAAAGUCAACUAACAUCAAAUUCAAAAGUUUUGGUACCAAUUGGUAAUGAAGUAUCACAAACAACAUUUGCUAAUAAUAACGCUCAACCAAUUUCUAAAAGCGAUGUUGUGCUUCGUCAAAUAAUAUCUGAGCAACAAUCAAUAUUUUCCAAACUAAAACCAAAUAUAAAUAAUAUAAAUAAAAUAUCUGAUCACGAAAAAGUUACAAAUACAAUAAAUCAUCAUAAUAAAGAAUUAUAUUUUGAUUCAAGCACUUCUGUCACAUCUAUAAGUUCUAAAACCCAUGUAGAUACUAAAAAAAAAGAGAAAACUUUUCCUCUCAUUACCAAAGACAUUGAAUCGGUUUCUAAUGAAAAUAGUAUCGACGAGAUAACAUUUAUUAUGAAUGAUAUGGAAGAUUUAGAGGGUACUAAUUCGGCAUACCAAAUGGAAGAAAUCGGGUUGGAAGAUCUGGAUGAAGUUAGCAGAGAAAAUAGAAAAAACUUAAUUAAAGGACGUGAUGUUGUUACAACAUUUUUGCGUAUUGUGGAGAGUCAACAUUUGCUAGGAGCUAAUUGUACCGCAGGAACAGCACUUAAUUUAGGUGAAGGUGUAGUCGAUCGUUAUGCACAGGAUCGUUUCAGGGUGGAGGCUGAAAUUGCUGUUAAUCGUGCUAAUAUGCUCACAAGACUGUUUAAAAUUGCUCCUCUUGCUGUCCAAGAAUCUGAACAUUUAUUACAUACUUCGGUACUGUCUAUGGUUGAUUUUGACGAUAAUAUUUUUGCUGCAGGGCAUUGUUUUGAUUUAAAUGAGCAUCCCUAUUAUAAGGGAUUAUUUUGUCCUUUUGCCUAUCGUCUUCCGCCACCCGACCAGGACACCGUUCUCGUUAAGAAUUUGGCAGCCGAUUAUCCAUAUCUAAGUAAUACAUCAGAGUGGUUUUUUAAUGCUAGGAAAAAUGCAGAAAAAAUUAUUGAUAAAAAUCAACAAUUUACAAGAGCUAUUCAUUUGUACGCUAACAGUACUGAAAGAGUAGGAGAUGAAAUUCUUACUGUUAAGUAUGAAAAUGGUUUGUGGUCAAAACCAUACUAUGAUUGUGGUGGUGGCAAUAUAUGGAUGCUGACCUAUACAGUGCCAUUCUUCGGAUACGAAAAUGGAACCUAUCACUUUAAAGGUACUGCUGGAAUUGAUAUAGAUCUGCGUCGUGUUGAUAUAGAUCAGUGUCCACAAAAACUACCACCGCCUGGCACGACAAUUCCUUUAAACAUUUUUGCAGGAACUGAUAAAUGCAAACAACGAACAACAGAAUGUACUCCAGUGAAAGGAUUAGGAUUUCGUCGUGGUUCAUAUCGUUGUUUUUGUAAAAUAGGGUUCUACUUUCCAGACAUCUCAACCGACCAAAAAUAUUUUAACGGUAGUACAUUAGAAGAAGAAUAUGAAAAAUACAUGCUGGGUGAAGUCUCAACUUACGAUGAUGAUGCUUCGUAUGAAUGUUUACCAUGUACCGAGGGUUGUGAUCAUUGUAUCGAUGCAUCGCCAUGUGUUGCAGAACUCAAUUGGCCAAUGCGUACAAGUAUAUUAGUUUUAGCAUGUGUUGUAAUAGGAUUUUUACCACCUGCGACCUAUUUUACGUUUAAAUACCAACAAGUAAAGGUCGUUAGGGCAGCUAGUCCAGCGCUUCUUCGUGUGAUUGCUCUUGGUGCUUUUUUCAUAUAUUGUACAACUAUUGUCAUGUACCCACCACCAUCAAUAUAUACUUGUACAAUACGAGUUUGGCUACGAGAAAUCGGAUUCUCUCUUACUUAUGGAGCGUUAAUGUUGAAGACAUGGAGGAUAUCUGUUAUUUUUCGAAUCCGAUCUGCAAAAACGGUCAUUAUUACAGAUGCGUCUUUGCUAAAACGGUUGGCAUUGUUAUGUUGUUUUGUUGGUGUUGCAUUGUUAGUUAGAACUUUAGUGGCACCCCCUAUCGUGAUUGUUGGCCGAACUGCGGACAAUUUAAAAGCAUUCUUAUGCAAAACUGAUUUUUGGGAUCAUACAUUUACGUCAAUGGAGGUAGUAUUUUUAGCUUGGGGCGUUCGUCUCUGCAUUAUGGUUCGCAAAGCUCCCUCGGAAUUUAAUGAAAGUCGGUUUAUAUCAAUGGCAAUAUACAACGAAUUUCUAUUAACAUGUUUUCUAAAUGUAUCAAUGUUAUUUCUUCAGUCGCCUGCUAAUCCAGAUUUGUUAUACAUAAUAUUCUUUUGUCAUACACAACUCACUGUGUCCCUCUUGUUGGCGUUAAUAUUCGGCAGUAAGGUUUAUAUGGUGCUGCGUGGAGGAGAAAAGGCACACGAUGAGCCUAUGGUAGGAAUAAAAGCAUCUCACACAAAAUUUAUUCAUAGAUCACAAAUAAACAAAUAUGGUAAUAGUACGACUUCAACUGCUCAAGUCGGUGCAUCGGAAAAAAUAACUGACCAAGAAGCUCUGGAAGAAAUAAAAUGUCUUCAAAAUCAGUUGCAGAUUCUUCUUCAAAGAACACCACCAAAUGGAGUUGCAAUAGGCACUAUUUCGUUUUUACUAGAAGUAUUUAAGCAACCACGAUCGAAUCAGUUAAUGUCUACAUUAGACAUUCAAAUGAAUUCUCGAAAAGCAAGCAAAGAAUCUUUAGCCCAUAAAGAAAAUAAAUUAAAUGUAACACAAAUGAUAUCAGAAAAAUAUGUCGUAAACAAUGAAACAGUCAACUCAUCGAAAAUCAAUCAAAAAUCAGUAAAUGAUAAAUCCGAGGAAAAAGAAUUUAAAAAAAAUAAAAUAUUAAUUAACAACGUGGCUACUCAAACUCAUUCCAAUAACGUUGACAUUUCUUUCGACAUUUCAAAAUCAACUAAGUCAAAUAUUAGUUUUGAUGAUCUAGAUUUGAAAUGCAUGUGUAGUGACGAGGAAGAAGAAGAUUGUCAUCAUUAUAUAGAAACAGAAUAUGAUACAGUUUUAGUAAAUCAAUGCUCUGACAUUUACUCUGAAAGUAAGAGCCAAAACAGUAUAAAUGAAAAUAAAAACACAGAAGAAGAUUUACUAAACUCAUGUGAGAAUAGUAAAACUUGCUCCCCCUGUAAUUGCAAUAGAGUUGGUACGUUACACAAAAAAUCUAAAAAACAUAUUUAUCGCAAACAGGAUCGAAAACAAUAUGAAUGCAAGCUAGAUAGUGAAUUGAUUGCUGAAAAACUUCUCAAAUCAAUAAAAAACACAGAUCCUAAUGCAAAGAGUAAUGGACCUCCUCCUGUGCCCCCUAGAAAAUCAUUGAAUAUUCACCCCCCAGAAUACUCAUUUGUUCAAAAGCCAUCUGAAGGAGCAGGCGAAAAACAAAAUGAUUUAUCGAUCAAAAAUACUUUUGAGCGUAUGGAUAACUUAAAUCAGGCGCCAGUUAAAAAUAAAAAAUCACCUGAAAAACGAAUGAUCUUAGAUUUGAAUGAUCGAUCAAAAUAUACAGAAGAAAUUUCGGUAUGAGAGAAGUGAAAAAAUUAUCAAAAUAAAUGCAA